AUGAAUACUUCAUCAGAAGUCUACCUUAGACGUACUAUGAAUAUGGAGAAAGACUUAAAAGAAGAAUUGAAUAGACGAAUGAAAGCAGCACGGGCAGCAUUCGAACCCGUCGGGGAAGCUACGGACCUACUCAUGGUCCAACGGCUCUGUGACCAUCUGUUCGAUUCCACUGUUUCUCAAUCGCUCUCCUACGCAGCGGAGACAAGGGCCGGCUACGUUAUGAGUAGAAUCGACGACAAGCAGGGUGAAGGAACGCUAGAAUGGAUCCAAAGAGAUGCUAAACCCCCUCGAGAGAGGCAGCCAACGAUGUGGGGUGACGUGUUCGCCGCACGGAUGGACAAAACAAAAAAGCGAUUCAAAGAUGCUGCACCUCCAGUGAAGACGGGACAUUUAAGUAUCUAA
Molecule: messenger RNA, 402 nt
Organism: Necator americanus (New World hookworm)
Lineage: Eukaryota; Metazoa; Nematoda; Chromadorea; Rhabditida; Ancylostomatidae
Exons: 2
Coding region: 1-402 (133 amino acids)
Source: RefSeq, a predicted model, not a curated record